This is a messenger RNA of Falco peregrinus (peregrine falcon), 1110 nucleotides long. It is a transcript of the gene ZMYND12, whose product is annotated as zinc finger MYND-type containing 12. NCBI's taxonomy places the organism in Eukaryota, Metazoa, Chordata, Aves, Falconiformes, Falconidae. The transcript is spliced from 8 exons. Gene Ontology annotation, molecular function: protein binding. The annotation marks the transcript as partial. The record is from RefSeq and is a predicted model, not a curated record.
CGCGGCUGCCGAGCGGCGCUGGAGGGGCCGGGGCGUUGCGAGCUGUGCGGGGCGGCUGCGCGGCUCCGCUGCCCUCGCUGCCGCCUCACGCACUACUGUGAUGUAGACCAUCAAAAAGCUGACUGGGUUAGUAUCCAUGAGCGAAUAUGCCAGCUGCUGAUUCCAAUCCGUACAUCCCUCCCUUGUCUCCUUUCUGAAAAAGAAAGAAAACAUGGCAUGGAACAGCUGGUGAAGAGGCAGAAAUACAUCAUUGAUGUCGCAUCCAGCACAGCCCAGGAGUUUGUUUUGGAUGGGAAGCAUAAAGAAGCGAUACCUGCAGCUUUACAUGCACUGCGCUUCGCUACCGAAGUGUACGGCUCAAAUUCCGUGCAACUAGUGCCUGCUUAUCUCCUCUUGGCUGAGGCCUCCGCUGGUGUUGGCCGUCUUCCACAGGCAUCUAAGUAUCUCUCCCAAGCCCAGUGGAUUGUCCUCAGAACUCCAGACUGCAGCGUUGCUCUUCAGUGUAAACUGCAUCGUAGUCUGGGGCUUUUCUGCGCUGCUGAAGGAGACUUUGAACAGGCUUUGUAUCACCUGGCAAACGAUAUUUACCUUGCUAGUUCUACAUUUGGACUAAAAUCUAUUGAGACCUCUGGAGGUUAUUUCCACAUGGCCAAUGUUUUCUUUCAGCAGAACAAAACGGACAUAGCAAACUCACUGUAUGCUAAGGUAACUGACAUCUGGCAUGCUUUUCUUGUGAAGGCAGUUCAAGCGCAAGAACAAAGUCUCAGCUCACGGCUGGAAAUGUCUCCGUUCGCCGAGGAGAAGGAAGUCAGCGAAGACCUGAUGACCGAAGCCCAGCAAGCAGAAGCAACCCGAGUGCUGAGCGCCGUGUUAGCUAGCAGGGAGCAGGCACCAAAGCAACAGCCUGGGGAAACCGCCAGAGUUCUGCAUGCCCUCGCCAUGCUUUAUUACCUGACCCUGGAUUUGUCAAAGGCUCGUGAGGUGGGGGUGAAAGCCUUUGACCUGGUGAAACAACUGCCCCAACAUGAGUCUCUAGAAACUAUCGGUCAUUUGUUAAAGUUGAUUAACGCCAAGCUUCCCUGCGCAAAAUAAAGAGCUCUCUCCACCAGA